GCAAGGGGCAAUAGAUGCUGGAUCAGUUUGAGAGUCCGCCUGUCCGAGCAGUGUUCCGCCCUCGUGAACUUCUGGAGAUAGGAGGAACCCGGCUGCAAAUCUACCCUGCUACAUACUGCCUCUGUCCACGGCCAACGUCUAGCCUCUUGUUUUUUAAAGGGGUCGUUAAGGAAUUAAUGAUCUAAAGGCACCACUGUACUUCACCAUAAAUUCCUUCGUCGUUUUCAGUACAUGCUUUACACCUGGACUUCCAUUGCGUGGGGAGAGCUCGCACUUUUUGUCAUAUUUACUCUUCUCGAGGAUAGUACCUGUACCCAUACUGAUGGAACAGGGUCAUUCCAACGCUCUCAAGCAGCCCCCUAGUACCACGUAACAUUACCUUGAGGAACGCGUCCAUUGCUGGCUCCCAACAAACAUGGACUGUUUUCCCAUGCUUUAUUUUCUGUCGAGACAUCAUGAUUCCUGGUAAUCGAAUGCUGAUGGUCAUUUUAUUAUGCCAAGUCCUGCUGGGAGAGAGCAAUCAUGCUAGUCUGAUACCUGAGGAAGGGAAGAAGAAAGCGUCGGGCCUGCAGGGUCGGACGGCUGGUCAGAGCCAUGAACUGUUGCGGGACUUCGAGGCCACACUGCUGCAUAUGUUCGGGCUGCAGAGGCGCCCGCGACCCAGCCGCUCAGCCACUGUGCCACGCUACCUGCUGGACCUCUACCGGCUUCAGUCCGGGGAGGCGGAAGAGGCCGGAGCCCAUGAUGCCUCUUUUGAGUACCCGGAGAGAUCGGCGAGCCGCGCCAACACCGUGAGAGGUUUCCACCACGAAGAGCACAUGGAGCGGGUUCAUUCAGGUGAGCCUCAGGCGAAGAACGGCGAGACCCUCCCGCUGCGUUUCGUCUUCAACCUCAGCAGCAUCCCAGAGGACGAGCUGCUCUCGUCGGCCGAGCUGCGUCUUUUCCGGCAGCAGAUCGACGCAGCCAUUUCAGGAAGCGGGGGGGACGAGGCGGGGCUCCACCGGAUAAACGUGUACGAGGUGCUAAAGCCCCCCCGGGCCGGGCAGCUGAUCACGCGGCUCUUGGACACGCGGCUGGUGCGCCACAACGCCUCACGCUGGGAGAGUUUCGACGUGAGCCCCGCUGUACUACGCUGGACAAGGGAGCACCUGCCCAACCACGGUCUGGCCGUGGAGGUCCAGCCCCUUGACCAGACACCGCACCACCGGGGCCGCCACGUGCGCAUCAGCCGCUCCCUGCAUCAGGAGCCCGGGGAGGACUGGGAACAGCUACGCCCCCUGCUAGUCACCUUUGGCCAUGACGGCAAGGGCCAUCCGUUGACUCGCCGGGCCAAGCGAAGCCCAAAGCAGAGGGGGCGGAAGCGCAACCGCAACUGCCGCCGCCACGCUCUCUACGUGGACUUCAGCGACGUGGGCUGGAAUGACUGGAUAGUGGCGCCCCCUGGGUACCAGGCAUAUUAUUGCCACGGGGAGUGCCCCUUCCCCCUGGCAGACCAUCUGAACUCUACCAACCAUGCCAUUGUGCAAACGUUGGUGAACUCAGUGAACACCAACAUUCCCAAGGCCUGCUGCGUUCCCACGGAGCUCAGUGCUAUCUCCAUGCUCUACCUGGACGAACACGACAAGGUGGUCCUAAAAAACUACCAGGAAAUGGUAGUAGAAGGGUGUGGCUGCCGCUAAACAAUAUGACUAUGGGGAAUUUGAAGCACAGACGAUAUGAAAGUAGGCCUGUCCUACUCCCAAAAACCUUCACUUGGACCCUUAUUUAUAACUUUUAUGUUGAGAUGUAUGUUUGUCUAUUUUUUGUUUUCUUGACAAUAUGAUCAUAUAUUUUGACAAAAUAUAUAUAUUUAUAUCUACAUAUUAAAAAAUAAAAGUGAGUCCUUAUUGUAAACAUAAAUAAAAAGCUGUACAACUUUUCAUAAUGUACUGUAUAUUAGAUUGUAUAAUUUUUUUAAAUGACAAAAUAGUAAAAAAAAAUAGAAUAAUUAAAAAGUAAAGUCUAUUUACUGGUUAUAUUUAUUGCUUUGAUAUUAUAUACAUUUUCAAGAAAAAUUCUAACAAAUUACCUUCCAAUGUUACACACAAGCAGCACAAAUUCUGUACUUAAAUUAGAGCACUGUGUGAAAUUAUCACCUCACUGAUUUGUUAUGAAUCAGAUAAUCAGAAAUUUACAUUACUUUUUAAUUCACCUCUUUACAUUGAUGUUUAAAUCAAUUAUUUUAUUAGGUAAGUCCCUUUUGUUAGAAACAAUAUUUACUAUUUUAAAGAACUGUAUCAGAUAACAUGGGUUGUUAAAGAUGAAAGGUUGACAGCAAAGGGCUAUCUAUUACUGUUUUACAGUAUAUGAGUUUGGAUUUGACACAUGUGUGGGUCUGAUAAUUAGCCUUCUGGCUAUUUGAAAAUGUAUUCAAGUAGCCUCAUUUUUGCAGUUCAUGAUAACAGAGGAAUCUUUCGAAGCUUUGUCUCUCCCAAAUAAAAGAAUGUUCGGUUUCA
Messenger RNA from Esox lucius (northern pike), 2495 nucleotides. RefSeq names its product bone morphogenetic protein 4 (gene bmp4). The record is from RefSeq and is a predicted model, not a curated record. Gene Ontology annotation, molecular function: BMP receptor binding; growth factor activity; cytokine activity. Lineage: Eukaryota; Metazoa; Chordata; Actinopteri; Esociformes; Esocidae. Gene Ontology annotation, biological process: negative regulation of transcription by RNA polymerase II; BMP signaling pathway; SMAD protein signal transduction. Gene Ontology annotation, cellular component: extracellular region.